Messenger RNA from Sitodiplosis mosellana (orange wheat blossom midge), 3869 nucleotides. Its product is annotated as extracellular serine/threonine protein CG31145-like. Bases 1509 to 2951 code for a protein of 480 amino acids. Gene Ontology annotation, molecular function: protein serine/threonine kinase activity. Gene Ontology annotation, cellular component: Golgi apparatus. The record is from RefSeq and is a predicted model, not a curated record. Lineage: Eukaryota; Metazoa; Arthropoda; Insecta; Diptera; Cecidomyiidae. Gene Ontology annotation, biological process: protein phosphorylation. The transcript is spliced from 3 exons.
UUGAUGCGUUCAAUUAGUCGCGUUCAUGAGUGCGUCUAACGACGUAAAGAAUUGAAAUGAACUUCACUGAAUGCGCUCAUCGCAAAUUCGUGUUUUACUUUGUUUUGUUAGCUUGGUGCAGGGGUUGUGUUUUCAAAUCCUAGAUGGGAGGUAAGACCGGAGACCCCCCUCCUUGCACACGUCUGUAUAUGGCCAUUAUUUUUUGUCAGAAUGUUGCCUGUGGUGAGAUGUCAAUCUUCCGUCAAGUGUCUCUCCGUCAGUCACAGCCUACCGCAAAAUUAAUUCAAAUUACGAAAAAAUCAAAUGAUAAUUUUUUCCAAUUCAACAAUUAGAUUUUAAUUUUUUUUAAAUACAUCAUCAAAAAUAUGUUUAUAUUCGACCGUCUCAGUAAAACGAACACAUUAGGUCGGUGUUUGUUUGCAGAAUACAUCAAAUUUACCAUAUCAUUCUGUACAUGUUUGCAUUUCAGUUUUUCAGCAUUGUCAUCAUUGCACUUUUGUGUAAAUACAUCUGCUACAAAAUGCAUGACGUCCGAGAAAAUAUGGUUUUAGCUGGAAUCAUACUAGAUGCAUGUACAAUAUGUGUAUUUACCAGGGGUCGCAACUGGGACUUUUUCGGACAAAAUCGUUUUUUCUCAGAAUUUGAUGAAACUUUGGAUUUAUAUGUUUCAGACCGAAAGGAAAAAACAAUUUACCUCGGAAGUGAGGCAUUUUGUAGCAUAUAUAUUCACACAAAAGUGUGAAUUUUCAUCAAAUUCUGAGAAAACAAAAUUUUUCCCGAAAAAGUCUCGGUCGCGACCCCUGGCACUUACCAUAGCUGUUUAGCUAUUUAGCUUUAGUUUUACUAAAAAAUUUAUCGCAAUUUUUCGAGCCUUUAUUACGAAUCGUUUCGUAUUGAACAAUGAACUGCUGUACAUUCAAGAAGAAAUGAACCGUGCAUCGAAAAUGAUUACAGUUUAGAUUUAAAAUAUUUUUUUUUCUUGAAAGGUGCAUUUCAAACUAUUUUGUUUUCUUUUAAUUAAUUGAAGAUAACGGGACUCGUGCUGUUGAAAAAAAUAACGAAAGUGUUCAACCAGAUUGAAACACUACACACUGUAUCUAUCAUUGAAAACUUUAAACGACCGAAAUCCUACGCCAUAUAGAUCGAGUUUUGUGAUAGUGUUCAAGCAUAUAUGAGUUGCGAAUAUGAAGUCUCUAUAUAUAUUCCAAUUUAUAUUCCAUUGAGAAUACAUAUGAAUAAUAAUCCGAAAUUGAUUUACGUUGAACGCAAGGGCAAUCAUUUUUUUUCAAAACUCGGAUUACACUACAAUUGUAAAUUCAAUUUUGUGUUAUUGGUAGAUUGAAAAAUUGACAAAGUGUAAUUAAAAAAAGUUAUUGUUUGUGAUUCAAUUGUCCUCGACCGAAUAAAUAUUAGCAUUAACCGAGAAAUAGUCUGUCGUGAUACACUGAAAUUGAUUAAUUAAAACUGAAAAUAACUUAUUAACUUAAUGAAACGUGUCGAAAAAUAUCAUGAAGUCGUUAUUUAAGCCAAAAUUAAGAAUUCGUUUCAUCACUUUCAUUGGUUAUUCCUUGGUGUGCGCUGUAAUUUUAAUUCUUUUAGUUUUUCAGCUGAAUUUGAAUUUAAAUCAUAAAAGUUUUCUUGGACAUGUUGACACAAAACAUGAAAUCCAAGAUUGGUGGCACACAAUCGUCAAAAACAGCGGAUCACCAGAUAUCAAUGUUUCAAUUAAAGCACAUGAUUCAUUCAAUGACUUACAAGUUUUGACGAUAGAACCGCUCGAUGCUAGUCAAUAUGAUAAAUAUGCAGAUGUUAUAGUUUCAUCAUCGUCGAUAUCAAAGGCGGCUCAAAAUCGAAACAAUUUCAAUGAACUUCGGUUGAUUAUCAUAAAAAAUGGAAGCAGUUUGAAUCGAUUUCAUCGUCAUAUCACUAGAUUCGAUAUGUAUAGUGAAGAAAAUGCAAAAAUUGUUAGUGAACUACUUAAAGACAUGGCAACACAGCCAAUUUUGCACGUUGAACAGAAAACGGGUGGUACCCAACUAAAACUGGUGAUAACUUAUCAAAAUAAGAUGAAAGCAUUAUUUAAACCAAUGCGAUUUCCGCGUGAGCAACAAACACUUCCGAAUCAUUUUUAUUUUUCGGAUUUUGAGCGUCACACAGCAGAGAUAGCUGCAUUCCAUUUGGAUCGGUUAUUGGGAUUUCGACGAGCUGUGCCUGUUACCGGGCGCCUAUUGAAUAUAACGAGUGAAAUUUUUCAGAAGACAGAUGCUGAAUUAAUGAAGACAUCGUUUAUUUCACCCGCAAAUAAUUUAUGUUUUCAUGGAAAGUGUUCAUAUUACUGUGAUACAAGCCAUGCAAUUUGCGGUCAGCCGGAUACGUUGGAAGGUUCGUUUGCCGCUUUUUUGCCAGAGGAAAGUGAGCGAAAAAUUUGGCGCCAUCCAUGGAGACGAUCCUAUAGCAGAAAGAAGAAAGCCCAAUGGGAAAGUGAUAAUAAAUAUUGCGAGAAGGUUCGACGAGACCCGCCUUAUGAUGAAGGAAGAAGAUUACUCGAUCUGAUUGAUAUGUCAAUUUUUGACUUUCUCAUGGGCAACAUGGAUCGUCAUCAUUAUGAAACGUUUCGUAUGUUCAACGAUUCAUUUACCAUUCAUUUGGAUCAUGGCCGUGGAUUUGGCAAAGCAUUUAUCGAUGAAAUGAGCAUUCUGGCACCACUAUUACAUUGCUGUCAAAUACGCUCAUCCACAUUGAAGACUUUGUUGGAUAUUCACAAUGGCAACGAACCGUUAUCAAAAUCAUUGAAAAAUGCGAUGAGCAAUGAUCCCAUUGCACCAAUACUCUGGGAACCACAUUUGAACGCCCUGGAUCGCCGCGUAGAGAUAAUCUUAAAUGGAAUCCGGAACUGUAUACGAAACGUACAACAUGCUAAGGAUGAAAUUGAAGAAACUUCCGAAGUGUAAUUUGGAGAGGUUGAAUUUCAUGCAAAUAAAAUUAAUCAAAAAAAGGAGAAUGAAGACAAUUGCAUAUUGCACAGUCGAACGUUUUAUGUCAAAUUACAUUUUCCAUUUCUUCUAUGAGCGAGAUUCAUUACACAAACAUAUAUCGAGUUGGCACUCUCUAUAUGUUUGGCAAGUGCAACAAAACGAAAGAAGGCUAAAACCGACUACAUUGAUUCAUUGACUCCAAAAGUUUAAAUGUUUUCAACAUCAGUACUUGCGCAUUCAACGGAUCACUAGUUUCCUUGUUCUGAAAUCAUUAUUAACAGCAUCGAAGUCAAGCCGACAGUUUGGCUAAAUCCACCGCAGUGUCUGUAUUAAUGAUCUAGAACCAUCUAAGUCAUAGCUUACAAAUGGUACAAUUCAAACUGAAUCCGCUAUAAUUUUACCAAAUGACUGCUCACAACGUCAUUUCAAACGGGCAAUAAAUUUAGAUGAAAAAUGAAAGGUUAUCACAGUCCCACAGAUAACCUUUUUUAGACAGAGAAAAGUGUGGGCUCGUGUGAAUGUAUAAGACUCCAUGAUGAAACAUAAAUUCAGAUGUCUGAGUUGUUGCCUCAAAAAGUAUUCAUUGAAGGUUAUAUAGUCUUGUUAUCGAUAGACAAGUUCAAACAAUCAAACUGUGAAUGUAAUUUUUGUGUGUUUUUCAUAUUUUUUUCCAUUCAAUUUGUCGGUUAUAAUAAUUGAAAGUACCUUCGAAAUUUUUGCAAAAUAAAAAUCAUGAAACUCUCAGAAUGAAAUGAGCGGAGGGAGCAAACAGUACUCAACAAUUAAAAUACUCUGGCAUAUGUUAAAUAUUCAUUGACCAAGAGAUUGAGUCAAUGAUAAGGGAUUGUUAUUCAUGACAAGUAUUUCACAAAUUGGCUGUUAAUGGACAUAAAA